This is a messenger RNA of Juglans regia (Persian walnut), 1702 nucleotides long. Its product is annotated as nematode resistance protein-like HSPRO2. Bases 92 to 1489 code for a protein of 465 amino acids. The transcript has a single exon. Gene Ontology annotation, biological process: defense response. Gene Ontology annotation, molecular function: heme binding; metal ion binding. NCBI's taxonomy places the organism in Eukaryota, Viridiplantae, Streptophyta, Magnoliopsida, Fagales, Juglandaceae. The record is from RefSeq and is a predicted model, not a curated record.
UUUCUGUCUCUCAAUUCCUCAAAUACCCACAAAAUCAUAUAUUACGAUUCAAAUUUCUACUCCGCUUUGGUUUCGAUUUCGCAGUUCAAAAAUGGUUGAUUUAGAGUGGAAGGCAAAGACCGUCUCAUCCGCCAAAUCCCCCAACCUCUCCAACAAACUCCAAGUCUCCGUUCCGCCAUCCUUUCGUGCUGCCGAAAUAUCCGCCGCUAAUGCUGGCGUUUGCUCCUCUUACGAUAACUAUUUUCGCCUCCCGGAGCUUCGGAAGCUAUGGAGUUCUAAAGAGUUUCCGAGUUGGAAAAACGAAUCUGUUUUGAAACCGGCCUUGCAGGCUUUAGAGAUUUCGUUCCGGUUCGUCUCAACGUUUUUGUCGGAUCCGAGGCCGUAUACGAACCGGCGCGAGUGGAGGCGGAGGCUCGAGUCGCUCGCAACGUCUCAGAUAGAGAUCAUUGCCAAUCUCUGCGAGGAUGACGAACAAGACGGUGCGACACGUGGAACAGCUCCAAUCGUCGAUCUGAGGUCUUCGAGUGGCGUCUUGGCUCGCGAUGGGAGCUACGCCGAGGUGUGGAAGAUUCCAGGUGAGACGACCGUGGUGAGCCGUACCAGCGAGGCCAGCUUGCUUCCUCGGCUUGCCACGUGGCAUAAAUCAGAGCGCAUCGCGCAGAAGAUUCUCUACUCCAUCGAGUGCGAGAUGCACAAUUGUCCCUACACUCUCGGUUUGGGAGAGCCAAACCUCGCAAGUAAGCCGAACCUCGAGUACGAUCUGAUUUGCAAGCCGAGCGAACUCCACUCUCUAAAGAAGACUCCGUACGAACACAUCGACAACUACGAGAACCAGACGCUCUACACCACGCACCAAAUCCUGGAGUCGUGGAUCUACGUGUCGCAACAGCUCUUGAAGCGAAUCACAGAGCGAAUCGAAAACAAAGAUUUUGAAAGAGCCGCGAGCGAUUGCUAUCUGAUCGAACGGAUCUGGAAGCUUCUGGCCGAUAUCGAGGAUUUAAACCUCUUGAUGGACCCGGACGAUUUUCUCAGGCUCAAGAACCAAUUGAGCAUCAAGUCCUCCAACGAAGAGGGACCGUUUUGCUUCAGAUCGAAGGGGCUAGUGGAGAUCGCGAGGCAUUGCAAGGAUCUGAAGCACAAGGUGCCGUACAUUCUCGGCGUUGAGGUUGACCCCAUGGGUGGGCCCAGGGUCCAGGAGGCGGCGAUGAAGAUCUACAGAGAAAAGAAGAUGGAGCAGAUUCACCUGCUUCAGGCUUUGCAGUCUAUCGAGUCGGCUAUGAAGAGAUUCUUCUACGCGUACAAGCAACUGCUCGUGGUUGUGAUGGGGAGCUUGGAGGCGAGCGCGAACCGAGUCGUAGUGAGCUCAGAUUCGUGUGACCCGCUGAGUCGGAUCUUCCUUGAGCCGACAUAUUUCCCGAGUUUGGACGCGGCAAAGACGUUUUUGGGGGAUUUUUGGAACCAUGAACACGGUGGAGCGCGACUUGGAUAGAUGGACACUGGCUGAAGACCCAGCGAGUCUUAUUGGGCUUGACUCGAGAGUCAAAUUGUUUGACUCGUCGUGUUGCUAACCCGGGUUUUCAGAAAUCAAGGGGGAAGUGUUAGGUUUAGACACACAUGGGAAGUGAAAAGUUAAAUUAAUUCUUUGUACGGUUUUUGGCUUAAUUCUGAAUAUUUGAAUCCUUGGUGACUAAAAUUUUUCCAU